Radiomyces spectabilis is the source of this 1444-nucleotide messenger RNA. Its product is annotated as armadillo-type protein. Bases 152 to 1168 code for a protein of 338 amino acids. The record is from RefSeq and is a predicted model, not a curated record. The transcript has 7 exons. Lineage: Eukaryota; Fungi; Mucoromycota; Mucoromycetes; Mucorales; Radiomycetaceae.
GCAAUUAACGAAAGUUUUGAUAUCACCCAAGACGUGCUCGUUACGGUAAGCUUUAUUUGGUGAAAAAAGACAGACCAAGGCCGAUUUUUAGCAUAACGUUAUAUUCAUCGAUGGGAUCCAAUAGGAUAAGUAUGUGAACUGGUGGACAGUUAUGAUUGAAAAGUAUAUCCAACAAUCGUCGCUGGAUGAAUCGCCUUUGGUACGAACCAUCACAGGAGACUGCAUGGCUAAUAUGUGCAAGGAUAUUUUCGAACUAAUUGACGGUCGUCAUCAAAUGCUGGCAUUGACGCUCAUGCUACCUCUUCCUAUGGAUGAUGAUGCCAAUGUCAAAGCAGCUGGAUGUCGCGCAUUGGGCGUGUUCAUUUUAUUCCCUUCCGUGCGGCAGAAUCCUUACUUUGUAUCUGACAUUAUCACCGCUGUACUUGAGCAAAUGAUGGAUAAAUCGUUGCUUGUUCGCGUGCGAGCCAGCUGGGCCCAAGGCAACUUGUGCGAUGCCAUGGUAUUGCAAAGAACAAGCGAGGAAUUCUGUUUUCCGGAAUGGAUUUCUGUGGGUGUCUGGAGAAGCAUAAUGACGACUGCCACCAAUGCUUCGAUGGAUAACGACAAACUACGUUCAAAUGCUGUGCGAGCUAUGGGUAGUUUGCUGCAAAUUACGCCAAAGGAGUAUUUUGCCGACGGUCGCAAUAUGCAACUUAUCAAGAGCGCGAUGGGUGAACUGAUAAAGAACAUGGAAACCGGUGCGCUCAAGACCCGAUGGAAUGCUUGUCACGCGGCAAGCAAUCUUUUGAAAAAUGAAGACUAUCCUAUUGGGUAUAUGAGCGACGGCGGCAUGUACCAGUGGACCGAAGGCUUUUACCAUGCAUUGGUGCAUUCGCUGAAUUCUUGUAAAAAUUUCAAAGUCCGUAUCAACUCCUGUCUUGCCUUGGCCACACCUACAAAACGAGAGUUUUAUGGCGAUCAGAGACUAUUCAAUAAGACAGUGGAAGGUGUCCUUAAGGCUUGGGAUGCAUGUCAAGACGGCGCAGAGACAGAGUUCCAAGAAUAUCGUUACCGAGAACAAUUGAAACAUCAGUUGAUGAUCACUCUGCGUCAUCUGAAAGACUGGAUGUCGAAAGAGGACUUGGACAGGACUCACAAGAUAUUGAACGAAUCAACUACAAUAGAAUAAAAUCGGCUUACGGUCACCGCUCGUUUCUGAAAUACUCGGUUUUUGGAAUAUAUUCGAAUUAAAGAUUCACUUCUCUGAAUUUUUGAUAAUUGUAGGCUAUAAAGUAUUCCUCGCAAUGAUCACUCUGGAGCAGUAAUUGGCAGAUCAUUUCAAAAAGACAGAUGGCGUCGGUUGCAUGACAACAGAAAAAAUCCAUGGUUUCCGGUAUCCAAUCUUCGCUUUAGGAACAAUGGUUUUACAUUCAUUCAAGUUGCCAUGUUAAUUCAUUUCAAAGUA